AUGUCUACAGAAAAACCGAGAAGAAGAUUCGUGGGCCGUAAAUCUGGCCUGGGAUCGACCGGUGCUGUUGUUGGUACUCAAAAAAGACAUUUGAGUAGAGUUAUGAAUCAAAUUCCGGAAGAUAUUCUUAACGAUGAAGAUCUCAACCAAGCUAUAAAGCUUCUACCUUCCAAUUACAACUUUGAGGUGCAUAAAUGUGUCUGGAAUAUCAGAAAACACAAGGCAAGCCGUGUGGCGCUUCAAAUGCCAGAAGGUUUGCUCAUUUACUCCCUCAUCAUUUCGGACAUUUUGGAGCAGUUUUGUCAAGUGGAGACUGUGGUAAUGGGGGAUGUGUCGUAUGGAGCUUGCUGCAUCGAUGACUAUACAGCUCGUGCACUUGACUGUGAUUUCAUUAUUCACUAUGCUCAUCUGUGCCUUGUGCCUAUCGAUGUUACUAAAAUCAAGGUGCUAUAUGUUUUCGUAACUAUCAAUAUCGAUGAAACACACUUGAUUAACACCGUGAAGAGAAAUUUUAACCAAGGAGAUCACAUUGCUUGUUUCGGAACCAUUCAAUUCAAUCCAACCAUUCAUAGCAUUCGGGCACGUCUAGAAAAUGACGAAGACAAGCCCAUCUACAUUAUCCCUCCACAGACUUCCCCUUUGUCAAAAGGAGAAGUAUUGGGAUGCACAUCUGCCAGGCUAGACAAGAACAUAAAUGCCAUGAUAUAUGUGGGAGACGGCCGUUUCCACUUGGAGAGUGCAAUGAUUCACAAUCCAGAUGUACCAGCAUUUAGAUAUGAUCCAUACUCUAGGAAAUUUACCAGAGAAUACUAUGAUCAAGAUCAAAUGGUGAAGGUAAGACAGGAUGCAAUUAACUGUGCAAGAAAUGCAAAGAAAGUUGGCCUCAUUUUGGGUGCAUUGGGAAGACAGGGUAACCCACAAACUUUGGAUAGGCUUGAGAAGGUAUUUCACGAGGCGGGCAUCGAAGUCGUGAAGAUCAUUUUAAGUGAGAUUUUCCCACAGAAGCUUGCUAUGUUUGAUGAUAUUGAUGCAUUUGUUCAAGUUGCAUGUCCCAGAUUGUCUAUUGAUUGGGGAUAUGCGUUUGAGAAGCCAUUACUUACUCCUUAUGAGGCCAUGGUCAUGUCCAAGAAGGACGUAUGGAAGGAAGAAUAUUAUCCUAUGGAUUACUAUCAUAAGGAUGGAUACGGAAGAGGAAAAAUUCCGUCAAGGGACUAA
Molecule: messenger RNA, 1215 nt
Organism: Sungouiella intermedia
Lineage: Eukaryota; Fungi; Ascomycota; Pichiomycetes; Serinales; Metschnikowiaceae
Source: the annotation of a GenBank genome assembly